AGGCGUGAUGCGAUGAGUAAAUCUGAUGUUUUAUGCUAGUUUCAAACUUUUUUUUUCCUUAUAAUACUGGACGGAAUCGUAUAAAAAACAUGUUUUGUCGUGCUGAUAAUGAUUAGUUCUUUACAUCGUCGGGUCUUGUGGGAUCAAGCACACGGACUCGGAAAUGCUUGCUGUCAGUAAAAAGUCGAAAUUCUCCGUCGUCUAAGCAGAAACUACAUAGCAUUAAGGAAUAAAUAAUUGUUUAUUUGCGAAAUAGAUCUGCUUUUUUUGAAUAAACUUUUGCGAUGUCUACCAAAGAAUAUUACGCUCCUGUUCGGCCUCCAAGAGGAGCAAAAGUAUCGAAGGACACGAGCGGCCGCCUAAUGAAUAUCAUUGCAGAGCUUUCAAUAAGCAAAACAACUGAGCGAAAGAAAAGGAUGGUACAACUGAAAAAUGAUUAUGAAGCAAGUGAUGCUCGCCUCAUCCAACUUGUGUCCGCUAACAAGGACCAGCUAUCUGUGACAAUGGAAUCAUUUAGUAAAAUUUCUGCAAGAAUCAUUUCUAGUCAAAGAAGAGGUCAUGAUGUAAAAGAAAAACUUUUUGCUUGCAAAAAGCUCCUCCAGUGUAAGCGAGAAGAAAUUCGAAGACUUUGGUGUGAGUCUGUUGAACAUAACGAAGUCAUCAACAUGCUCAAAGAAAUCAAUGAGCUGAGAAAAAUACAUCGCAAAGUUAAUGAUGCAAUAGUGGGAAAAGAUUUUACCAAAGCAACAGAGCUUGUAGUUUCUUCAAUUCAUUUGAUAGAAGGAAAGUUAUCCUCUGUGGAUGCCUUAAAAGAACUAAAGUCUGAAGUAUUUGGUUUGCGAGAGAAUCUUCACUCUGUUUUGAUAAAAGAACUGCAUAAAUACCUCUAUAUGUAUCCUGAACAUGUAUUUUUAAAUACAAAUUCUGCAUCCUGUGACAGAGGUGAUAAAACAUAUGAAGAAUUGUUUAGCCGGAAUUAUAGGAAAGAAAAACGAGAAGUCAAGCUUCCUGUUGUUGGUUGUACUUAUGACUUUGAGAAAGAUGCCAAUUAUGAAAGGAUUGCAGUCAUUUUGAAGUGUGUGUCUGCGCUAAAUACAUUACCCGAGACUGUAGAGAUAUUAAAGGAAGGAUUAAAGGCAGAGCUGGACACCAUUGUUAGAAACUCUUCAAAGCUCAUGUAUGACACUUUGCAAAAUUCAUCAUUUCCUAUGUGUUCUAAUCAGGUUUUUUCAAAAAAGCUGCCACACACAUUAACUGAAAAUUCUGUUGAAGGUGAAACACUUCUAGACCUGUUGGAAGUCAUACUAGAUCAAUUUCGCUAUGUUGCUAUAAACCAUCAGAGCCUUCUUCAUAACCUGGAAAAAAUAAUGAUGACAAACAACAUGCUUAAUAUGUCUCCUGGGUAUGAGUUAGCAGAUAUCCUUUCAAAAAUUCAAGCUAAUGUGGAAAUGUUUGUGUCAGACUAUUUAGACCUGCAUAACACAUCAGGCUCAGCUGAAAGAACAACAGCUGGAGCAUUUGCGAAAAUGCCUACUGUAUCUGAUAUAUCAUCAUUUUUCCUGAGAAAAAACAUUAUGAGACACAAAAAACAUGCGCUUUUUAAGUUUGAUGGCUCCUCUCAUGCAAUUAACAUGAAAUCAUAUUUGCAAGAACAGAAGGAUUCCUUAAAAGGAAAGAAAGAUGUCGAGUCAGUUGAUGCUAAUGAAGUGCUAGUUUGUGAGCCAACUGCAAAAAAUAUAAUUGUUAUUUUUAAGAGUCUCAAGGAGUUUGUUUCUGAAAUCGAGUUUGCGCUGAGCUUUGAAUCUGGAACUCAUUGUCCUUUGCAUACAUUUCUCAUGGAUUGUGUGAAACUAUUCUUGGACGAAAUCAAUAUUGAAAUGAACAGAUUAAUGGAAAAAGUUGCUCAUAGCUUGGAAGCUUGGAAAACAGUAUCAGAUAUUGAUGAGCUAAAAAAAGUUGACAUAAAAACAGAAAUUUUACUAAGUACAUUUACCCUAAAUGCUAGUUUAAAAGAAAUGGAAGACCUUAUAUUUGCUCUUCCUGAUUACUCGAAUCAUUUCAUUCAACUUGUUUGCAAUAUGUUACUGGAAUAUAAAGAUUACUGUAAUUCUGCAUAUAAAGGGCUUUUCAUACAUUCUGAUUUUUCGGAUGAACAGCAACGUGUUUUUAGCCUUUCUUGGGCUCGUGAUAAGGAUAUCAGCCGAUUAUUAAGGUCCCUUCCCAAUUGGAACAAUUUGAAAGUUCAAAAUUACGAAGAGGAGUCUCAUGACUUUGAAGAAUCUCCAGAAGAAAUUCGUUUCCGCAAUAAGGAAGAAUCUGAACUGUUAAUUAGAAACCUGUCUUACUGUACUGCCAAAGAUUCGAUAUCUCCUUGUGAAAUCAUUUCAGAUCCUGUUAAAUUAAGAAAUUUAGCUUUAAUGCAUGAAAGCAUGGAAUGGUUUUCGAACAACAUCAUAAGCUUUGCUGAAAGCUUACCCCUAACCUGUGAUAUACAAUCAAGCAUUGCAUCCGCUUUGCAUGAGAAAUUCAAUGAUGAUAAUUUUGAAGCUACUGGGGGCAUACAAAGAAUUAAUCAGACAUGCUUGAAGCAGCUUGCAAAGGAUUUUGAAGAUCUUGCUGAUACUUGUUUACUGAUCUUGCAUUUAGAAGUCAGAGCGCACAGUUUUUUCUACUUGCUUCCAUUAUCAAAACAAAGCUCCUACAUGAAUCGUAAAGAUGACCAAGAAGCUGAACCUGAAGUAGUAAGGUUAAAUGCAGAUUUGAGCAGAAUUGAUGAAGCACUAGCACCUGUUCUGCAACCGAAAAAAAUUAAGUAUAUAUUUGAAGGCCUUGGUGAACUGUUGUCAACAAUUUUGAUCAACUCGGUGUCCAAUAUUAAAAAAAUCAACGAAAAUGGGGUAAAGAAAAUGUAA
Molecule: messenger RNA, 2912 nt
Organism: Uloborus diversus
Lineage: Eukaryota; Metazoa; Arthropoda; Arachnida; Araneae; Uloboridae
Gene: Sec8
Product: exocyst complex component 4-like
Exons: 22
Coding region: 285-2912 (875 amino acids)
Biological process (GO): Golgi to plasma membrane transport; chemical synaptic transmission; exocytosis
Cellular component (GO): growth cone membrane; synapse; exocyst
Source: RefSeq, a predicted model, not a curated record